AUGUCGAAAGCGUUAGUACUGUACGGUUCGGAAGAAGAGCUCAAAAGCGCUGCGGCUCGCAAGAUACUGGUAGCCGCAGCUUGUGCGGGUGUAUCGUUGGCAACGUCAACGGCGGAUUCGAGUUCCUCCACAACGCUGACGCCUCGUUCCUCGGGAACGCUGGUCUUGGCAUUCGGGUCGUCCAUCCGCAUCGGUACGGUCAACGCCGCACUGCGUCUAAUCGCCAGUCUAGCACCCGCAAGCGGUCUUCUCGGUGAAUCGGAUACCGAUCAAGCCAAAGUAGAUGGUUGGUUGUCUUUCCUGUGGUCUUCGGUCGAUCUACCUUUGCAAGUAUUGGUACAGGAUCCCCAAAGCCAAGCGGCAUUGAAAGACCUUUUCGAUGUCUUGGUUAAUAUUGAUGCCCUUAUGCUACGGCAAACGUUUCUCGUGGGACACUCACCGACGUUGGCCGAUAUCCGACUCGCAUGGCGCACCAACCAUGGUUUGCCACCCCCGCUUCCCGCGCCCCCUCGCUACCAACAAGAGAUUCCACCACCCCCAACGGAACGCAAGGCGUUUUGCUGA
Phaeodactylum tricornutum CCAP 1055/1 is the source of this 564-nucleotide messenger RNA. RefSeq lists its product with no specific name. The record is from RefSeq and is a predicted model, not a curated record. The transcript is spliced from 3 exons. NCBI's taxonomy places the organism in Eukaryota, Bacillariophyta, Bacillariophyceae, Surirellales, Neidiaceae. The coding region runs from base 1 to 564 and encodes 187 amino acids.